UGUGAGCUGUUGGCUGAUGUCUGGUCUUGUGUGGAGGGCGGGUCACGUUGAAGAAGAUAUGAGAAACCAGACUUUAAGAGAGGAUGUCUUGCUCAUAGAGGGAAUAAAGAUCUCCCCCCAGUUCUUAUUCCCCACCUUCAUCCUCCUCCUCCUCGUCUACAUCUUCAUCAUGGUGUCUAACCUCGGCCUGGUGAUCCUGAUCUUCAGCAGCAGGAGCCUCCACCAGCCCAUGUACCUGCUCUUCUGCAACAUGAGUAUUAACGACGUGUUCGGAGCCACGAUAAUCAUCCCUCGUUUCCUCAGAGAUCUUUUGUUAUCGGACUCGGAGCGUUACAUUCAUUACAUCAGCUGCGUCACUCAGGCCUUCUGUGUUCACCUCUAUGCUGGCGCCUCCCACACGGUGCUCAUGAUCAUGGCCUUCGACCGGUACGUGGCCAUCUGCAGUCCGCUGCGUUACUCGACCAUCAUGACCAACAGGAUGGUGGUGAAUCUGUCGGUCGCCGCUUGGGGAACAGCCCUGGUGUGUGUGUCGAUCCUGCUGGGCCUCAGCAUCCGCCUGUCGCGCUGCAGGUCGGUUAUCUUCAACCCGUUCUGUGACAACGCCUCCUUGUUCAAGCUCUCCUGCGAGAGCCUCCUCAUCAACCAGGUGUACGGCCUCGGCUACACCGUGGUCCUGCUGGGCUCCUCCAUCGGCAGCGUCACGCUCACCUACCUGAAGAUCGCUGCAGUGUGUCUGAGCAGUAAAAACAAGGUGCUGAACAGCAAAGCUCUGCAGACCUGCGCCACACACCUGACUGUGUACGUCCUCCUGCUGGGCUCAGGCUUCCUCAUCGUCCUCCUGCACCGUUUCCCUCAGCUGUCCGACCACAGGAAGGUGGUGGCCAUUCAGCGUGAAGUGGUUCUUCCUGCUCUGAACGCUGUGAUCUACGGGCUGCAGAUCAAAGAGAUCAGACAGAGGAUUAUCUCUAUGUUUCACUGCAGCAAGAUGAUCCAGAUGAAAUGAAUCCUACACAGAAUCUGUGAAUAAUGUAUUUAUUUAUUGAUAAUAUUUGAACCUAUUAAAUCAUUUCUGUAGGGAUCAUGUUGAGCUGUCAGGUUGUAAAUAUUGAU
Seriola aureovittata is the source of this 1110-nucleotide messenger RNA. Its product is annotated as olfactory receptor 146-like. The record is from RefSeq and is a predicted model, not a curated record. Gene Ontology annotation, molecular function: olfactory receptor activity. The transcript is spliced from 2 exons. Bases 17 to 1003 code for a protein of 328 amino acids. Gene Ontology annotation, biological process: G protein-coupled receptor signaling pathway. Gene Ontology annotation, cellular component: membrane. NCBI's taxonomy places the organism in Eukaryota, Metazoa, Chordata, Actinopteri, Carangiformes, Carangidae.